UAAAUUACAAAACUCGGUCCUCGAAGGCUUACAAUGCUAAGGCUUACCUGGCUCAGGCUCAGGGUCAAGUCCACCUGUAGCCGUAAUUUGGCGGACGACGGUAGGAGGCUGAAGCCUAGAAAGGCGGAGACCCACUAUACGGUUCUAAACGUAAGGAGCGACUGCAGCACCCAAGACAUCCGCAACGCAUUCGUGGAGCUCUCCAAGCAGUACCAUCCUGAUGUCAAGACCAAUGCCGCAUGUUCUGAGAGAACCGCUCGUUUUGUUCAAAUUUCUGAGGCAUAUCGCACACUUAUUAAGCCACAGUCUCGCCGGGACUAUGACGACAGUCUGAUCUGGCUACCAAAUGGUUCAGAACGCAGUCCUGUUGCCGAACACAGUGAUCCCUCGCAGCCUUGGAAUGUAAGGCCCAACUACGAUCCAAGUCCCGGCCCCUACUAUGGCAUAAGGGGCUUGAAGCGUGUGUCCAACUGGCAGGUCGCGUUGGUUCUGAUCGCCUUCGGCAUUGUUGGUGCUUUCUUUGGCUUCACUUCCGUGAAGCACUCAUUCGAUCUGCAUCGUCAAGUUCAAGACGAAGUCUCGGCAGACGCCACCAUCCACCAUGCCGCUGUGGUGGCAGAAGCACAGAAAUAUGGCAACGAGGAGCAGAUGCGUCGAAUGGCGGAUCGGCUGGCUCGAAACCCGUACAAUCAGUCAGCAAAGUAGCAGAAAUCAACCGGCUUUUGUAUAUGUAGUGUAGCUAAAUUAAACGACAGAGUAGUACGAUGAA
This is a messenger RNA of Drosophila persimilis, 769 nucleotides long. Its product is annotated as dnaJ-like protein 60. The coding region runs from base 34 to 705 and encodes 223 amino acids. The record is from RefSeq and is a predicted model, not a curated record. The transcript has 4 exons. Lineage: Eukaryota; Metazoa; Arthropoda; Insecta; Diptera; Drosophilidae.